UGAGAGGAGGCUGAGGUCUGGGAAUAAAAGCAGAGCAGACACCAGAGGAGUCCAGCUUGGCAGCAGCCUGAGAGACAAACCUCCUCUCCAGAACAAGAGCCUAGCCCACAGCAGAGACUAUGGAGCUCACCUCAGCCCCUCUCCACAAAGCACAGGUCUUCUGGAGGGGACUCCUGCUCACAGCCUCACUUGUACCCUACUGGACCUCUCCCACCACUGCCCAAGUCACUGUGGAAGCAGUUCCAUCACAUGUUGCUGAAGGGGACAACGUCCUUCUACUUGUCCACAAUCUGCCAGCAACAGCCCCAUUUUUUCACUGGUACAAGGGGAAAAAUGUUGAUCAGAGGAAUGAAAUUGCACGAUUGGUAAUAUCCAGAGGUAAAAUAGAACCGGGGACUGUGUACAGCGGCAGAGAGAUAAUAUUCCCCAAUGGAUCCUUGUUCUUCCUGAAUGUCACUCAAAAAGAUGCAGGAGUCUAUUUGCUACGUGUGACUAUGAAAAACUUUGAUGAAGAGAAAGCAUCUGUGCAGUUUCAUGUAGAGGCCUCACUUGUAACCUAUGGGACCUCCAUCAACACUGACAAAGUCACUGUGGAAGUAGUUCCAUCACACAUUGCUGAAGGGGACAACGUCCUUCUACUUGUCCACAAUCUGCCAGCAACAGCCCCAUUCUUUCACUGGUACAAGGGGAAAAAUGUUGAUCAGAGGAAUGAAAUUGCGCGAUUGGUAAUACCCAGACGUAAACUAGAACGAGGGCCUGUAUACAGUGGCAGAGAGACACUAUACCCCAAAGGAUCCUUGUUCUUCCAGAACGUUACUCAGAAAGAUGCAGGAGUCUAUUUGCUUCGUGUGACUAUGAAAAACUUUGAUGAAAAGAAAGCAUCUGUGCAAUUUAAGGUUCACCCUAAUUCUCCAAAGACAUGGGGAAUCUCCAUCAGGUGGCUCUUCAAUGGCCAGAAUCUGGGCCUCAUGAACAGGAUAAAGCUGUCCCAGAACAACAGCACCCUAAGCAUAGACCCUGUCAGGAGGGAGGAUUCUGGAGUCUAUCAGUGGGAGGUAUCCAAUCCAGUCAGUUCCAAAAGGAGUGACCCCAUCCAGCUGGACAUAAUAGAUCCACUGACUCCACCCUCCAUCCAAGUCACCAACAACACAUUCAAAGGUAUGAUCUCUGUGUUCCUGAACUGCUUGUCAAACGACACUGGGAUUUCUGUCCAUUGGCUCUUCAAAGGCCAGAGUGUGGAGCUCACAGACAGGAUGAAGCUGUCCCACAACAACAGCACCCUCCAAAUAGACUCUGUGAGGAUUGAGGAUUCCGGGGAUUAUCAGUAUGAAGUAUCCAAUCAAGUCAGUUCCAAGAGGAGUGACCCCAUCCAGCUGGACAUAAUACAACCAGUGAUUAAACCCUCCAUCCAAUUCACCAACACCACGGUCAAAGACCUGACCUCUGUGUUCCUGAAGUGCUUGUCAGACGACCCUGGGAUCUCAAUCCAUUGGCUCUUCAAAGGCCAGAGUCUGAGGAUCACGAAUAGGAUGAAGCUGUCCCCGAACAACAGCACCCUCGAAAUAGUCCCUGCCAGGAGUUCGCAUUCCGGGGACUAUCAGUGUGAAGUAUCCAAUCAAGUCAGUUCCAAGAGGAGUGACCCCAUCCAGGUGAACAUAACAGAUCCACUGACUCCACCCUCCAUCCAAGUCACCAAAAACACAGUCAAAGUCCUGUCGUCUGUGUUCCUGAACUGCUUGUCAAAUGACACAGGGAUCUCAAUCCAUUGGCUCUUCAAAGGCCAGAGUUUGGAGCUCACAGACAGGAUGAAGCUGUCCCAGAACAACAGCACCCUCCAAAUAGACUCUGUGAGGAUUGAGGAUUCCGGGGAUUAUCAGUGUGAAGUAUCCAAUCAAAUCAGUUCCAAGAGGAGCGACCCCAUGCAGCUGGACAUAUUACAACCAGUGAUUAAGCCCUCCAUCCAAUUCAUCAACACCACAGUCAAAGACCUGACCUCUGUGUUCCUGAAGUGCUUGUCAAACGACACUGGGAUCUCAAUCCAUUGGCUCUUCAAAGGCCAGAGUCUGAGGAUCACGAAUAGGAUGAAGCUGUCCCCAAACAACAGCACCCUCGAAAUAGUCCCUGCCAGGAGUUUGCAUUCCGGGGACUAUCAGUGUGAAGUAUCCAAUCCAGUCAGUUCCAAGAGGAGUGACCUCAUCCAGCUGGACAUAAUAGAUCCACUGACUCCACCCUCCAUCCAAGUCACCAACAACACAUUCAAAGGUAUGACCUCUGUGUUCCUGAACUGCUUCUCAAACAACACUGGGAUUUCUGUCCAUUGGCUCUUCAAAGGCCAGAGUGUGGAGCUCACAGACAGGAUGAAGCUGUCCCAGAACAACAGCACCCUCCAAAUAGACUCUGUGAGGAUUGAGGAUUCUGGGGAAUAUCAGUGUGAAGUAUCCAAUCAAGUCAGUUCCAAGAGGAGUGACCCCAUCCAGCUGGACAUAAUACGUGAACAUCGACUUUCAUUACGGAGUAUUAUUGGCAUUAUUGCCCAAUGUGUGAUGGGGCUGAUUGCAGUAAUAUUUGUACUGGUUUUCCUGUGGCGCAGACGUCGUCGCAGGGAGCCACAAAUUGAGAACAAUGUUAAACAAGUGGACAAUAAGCCAAUGAACCUCAAUGAAACAUCAAAAGCAUCCUCAAAUGUGAAACCUCAAAAGGAAAAGAAGCCCGCCCCCCAUUCCAAUCUCCUCCAGGGCAAAGCCUUCCCCACAGACUGAUUUCAACCUGGUGGA
This is a messenger RNA of Peromyscus eremicus (cactus mouse), 2774 nucleotides long. Its product is annotated as carcinoembryonic antigen-related cell adhesion molecule 1-like. The transcript has 12 exons. Gene Ontology annotation, molecular function: protein tyrosine kinase binding. NCBI's taxonomy places the organism in Eukaryota, Metazoa, Chordata, Mammalia, Rodentia, Cricetidae. Gene Ontology annotation, cellular component: plasma membrane; cell surface. The record is from RefSeq and is a predicted model, not a curated record. Gene Ontology annotation, biological process: regulation of immune system process; signal transduction. The coding region runs from base 120 to 2759 and encodes 879 amino acids.